AUGUUUAAGGCGUUAGGAGAAAUAACGGUUGCUGCUUCUUGCGAUGUUCUGAGAUACUCUGAUGUGGAAAUGUUUGUAGAAUUCUUGGACUAUAAGAAGCUUUCACCAGAGGCUUGUGAACAUGCUUCAAAGAAUGAGAAGCUUCCGUUGAGGAUUGUUGUGCAGGUUUUGUUCUAUUCUCAGAAGCAGAUUCAGGAGAAGGUGGCUAGAGAUAUGAAAAGUGUAGAGGAGAAAGAUGAUGGUGAUGAUGACAUUGAGGAUAUGAAUAAGAAGUUGCUGAGGCUUGACAUUGAAUCUGAUUACAGAGAGAUUGAGAAUCUUGAAUGUGUUGUUCAUUGCUCAAAGAAGAAUAAGGAAGAGAAGAAGAUAAGUGUGUGGAGAGAAGUGAAGAGGAAGUUUGGUUGCAUGACUUCUUUGACUGUGGAUGCUUGUAAUUGUCAUAUAUCAAGAAGAGGAAGAAGACUUAUCAUCACUACUAGGACAAAUAACAACCGCACUCUAUGUUCUUCUUAA
Messenger RNA from Eruca vesicaria subsp. sativa (arugula), 513 nucleotides. Lineage: Eukaryota; Viridiplantae; Streptophyta; Magnoliopsida; Brassicales; Brassicaceae. The record is from the annotation of a GenBank genome assembly.